This is a messenger RNA of Drosophila persimilis, 955 nucleotides long. RefSeq names its product DNA replication complex GINS protein PSF1. Gene Ontology annotation, biological process: DNA replication; DNA strand elongation involved in mitotic DNA replication. Gene Ontology annotation, cellular component: GINS complex. The coding region runs from base 284 to 892 and encodes 202 amino acids. The record is from RefSeq and is a predicted model, not a curated record. The transcript is spliced from 2 exons. NCBI's taxonomy places the organism in Eukaryota, Metazoa, Arthropoda, Insecta, Diptera, Drosophilidae.
CCAGCACUGGGUUCUUUAUCGAUGUCUGGGAACUAUCGAUGCAGAUGGCGUGAUCAUAUCUCUAGCGACGAAUUGUAUGAGAUUUUUAUGUCAAACGAUGCUGAUAACGAAUUAGUAUUCGAUGUGGGUUGAGACAUGGCUUUAAAUUGCAUUUCGGCAUGAUUGCACCAGCACAACGAGUUCGACUGUGGACCAGACUAUCGACACAACAGACACGAUAAGUGUUGGAAUCCGUGUUUAUCGGUGCCGCGCGGUAACACACAUCUCUAAAUAAAAGAAAGUAAUGAGCCGCGAAAACAAAUUGUUUGGCGAUAAAGCCUUCGAAUUGCUGAAGGACCUGGAAAGGUCCUCCCAAACCAUUCCCGCUUUUGAUGACGACGGAGUGCGCCAAGUACUUGAGGAGAUAAAGGCUAUUUUCGAGGAGAACGUCGCUCAGGCUUCCAGCUACAACAGCUCUGGCGAUCGGAGUUUGUGGCCGCUGCUAAAUUAUAGGCAUGCGGCGUUGCAGCGGAACAAACGUUGUUUACUGGCUUACUUGUACGAGCGCAGUAAACGCAUCAAAGCGUUACGCUGGGAAUUCGGACCAAUUAUUCCUGGUGAUAUUAAGCAGGCCCUGUGCGAGCCCGAGGUUCAGUUUUUCAACAACUACUCCAAGUCUUUGGCGGCCUACAUGUGCAUCGCUGGCUGCAGCCAAGGGCAGGGCAUCGAUCUGACAAAUAAUCUACGGCCUCCCAAAUCUCUGUACAUUGAGGUGCGCUGCAUGGAGGACUAUGGAAAAUUUGAAUUGGAUGAUGGAGAGCUAAUCCAUUUGAAGAAGAACAGUCAGCACUAUUUGCCGCGGGCCCAGGUGGAGUCUCUUGUGCGGCAGGGCAUAUUGCAGCACAUAGCUUAACGAUCCGUGUAUAUCUUACUUCCGAUAUUUCCUGUCGAUUAAUCGUGUAACUGGUGUGGAAAC